AUGGAGGGCGCAUAUCGCGACAAUCAAAACUCAGAUACCUCAUGGACGGUGACCCUUGUGGUAAAGCAAGAUACUGAUUUUUGCAGUCAUUACAUACAUUCUCAAGUAACAUUCUAUGUCGGGUCGCCAUACAACAGAAGCCGUGACGACGAAUGCGAGACAAUCUACGGACACUUGUGGAAAGAAUUCUUUGUGCGCCUAAUUCUGAUCUCUGUUGAUGCAGUGAAAGGGGUAAACCUGGAAACGUCAUCUCCAAUCAAUAUGCUGGAAAAAGAUCUCUUUUAAAAGGCUAGAUUUUAUAUGUCGCGUCAGUACUUUGUUAAAUAGUACAGUACUGGUUUCUGUUUGUAUUAAUGAGUAAAAACCCGAAUCUUACAAACUCUGGAAGUUCCAAUUGCGGUCUUUGUCAGUUUUUAAGUUUUACAGCGUCUCUCUUCUCUUUCCGCAUCGGAGUCGGGUCACUGGAGUAGACGAUAUUCAAGAAAGUUUUCCUCAUUCCAGGUCAAGUUGUCGAUCUCAUGCUUUUGCUACUUUCUGCCUCCUUCCCCCCUUCCAAUCUU
This is a messenger RNA of Cylicocyclus nassatus, 560 nucleotides long. The record is from the annotation of a GenBank genome assembly. Lineage: Eukaryota; Metazoa; Nematoda; Chromadorea; Rhabditida; Strongylidae.